Colossoma macropomum (tambaqui) is the source of this 5733-nucleotide messenger RNA. RefSeq names its product notch receptor, like (gene notchl). Gene Ontology annotation, cellular component: membrane. The transcript is spliced from 11 exons. The record is from RefSeq and is a predicted model, not a curated record. NCBI's taxonomy places the organism in Eukaryota, Metazoa, Chordata, Actinopteri, Characiformes, Serrasalmidae. Bases 196 to 2553 code for a protein of 785 amino acids. Gene Ontology annotation, biological process: cell differentiation; multicellular organism development; Notch signaling pathway. Gene Ontology annotation, molecular function: protein binding.
CAGAACGAUAGAGAAAAGCGGGUGGGUGUUGAUGGGGGGAGUGUAGGUGUGUAGACAUUACUGUUCAAACGGAUCAGGGAAUUUUAGCGAAGGAGCUGGGAAGGAGAGACCUAACGGAUCAAAAAGUCAGAAACACACGGUCGUCUCGGUCCAACACACCUUGAAGAAGAAAGAAGAAGAAGCUGAGUGUUGAUUAUGGUCCUGAUGGUGGCUCUGAUCUUCAUCCUAUGGCUUUUCAGCACACCAUGUCAAGCCUCUCCCACUGACCCAUGGAGCAGCUGUCCAGUGGACAAAAUGUGUAAGACCAAGUUUGCCAAUGGAGUGUGUGACAAUGAGUGUUCCGGGUCGCAGUGCUUGAGAGAUGGCUUCGACUGUCUCAAAAACAAAGAAUCCUGCAAUUCAGGCUACAUUCUGUACUGCCGUGACCACUAUGACAACAUGCACUGUGAGCAUGGCUGCCACACUGCCCCCUGUGGGUGGGAUGGCUCAGACUGCUAUAAAAACCAGCGUCCCAACUGGGCCAAAGGGGCCCUGGUCCUGCAGACCACCAUCCCCUUCCAGAAAGGUCCCUUCCAGAACAGCUCUUUGCUGUGGGCUCUUAGCAUCCUGCUCCAGACCAGCGUCAAACUGAGGGGAGUGGUUCCUUUCCAGCUCAAUGCUGACCUGUCCAGUCUGGAUGCUCAGCAGUUGAUAGAUCUUCACAGAGAACCACCCACCUACAAGAGCAACGGGUCGCUAUUGUUUCUUCAAGUGGACAACAGGCCGUGCACUCGUCUGCCCUUCACCUGUUUCCCGUACGCAACAGAGGCGGCAGACUUCCUGAACGCUGUGCUGGAGCUGAGCCGAGCCCCGGCCCACGUCAAGUCCGAAAUCCACACCCUCAUCAGCAUACGGGGCAUCGAGAGAGAGAUCGCAGUGACAGAUGCCACCACAGAUCAGCCAGAGACUGAUAAAGGCUCUCCUGCCUGGCUGUGGCCUGUGGUGGGCUUGGCAACGGGCGUAGCUGUGGCGCUGGCCGUGGUUGCCGUGGUAGUGCUGGUGUGGAGGAAGAGGAGAAGAGAGAGGAGAGAGGGAGGACAGAGAGUGCGCCACAGGUCUACUGCUACUGACAACGGCAGUAAAGCCUGGACACAGCAUUCCGCUGACCAGCGCGAGGGCAGGGGCAGGUCAGGGAGAGAGAAGGACAGAAACGGCAUGAAGAAAAAGAAGAAAGGGAAAGAGAUGGGGAAAAGGCGCAGGGAACCACUCGGAGAGGAUGCCAUCCGGAUGCGACCACUUAGGAAGGACCUGGACAUUGGCAGUGACACGGACAUGACCCAGAGCUCCAUGGAGGACAUCAACAGGACAAUCUGUGACCACAGGUCACCAGCCCAGAAACACUACAACAUCAAUCACCAGCAACCGCCCGUGCAAGCACCGCCAAGAAGAUGGGACAGGAACAGCGCACCCACACAACAGCGGAUCCCAAACAACUCAGCCCCAGUGCAGUGGUGCGGUCCUGAUGGCUCUGUGGUGCUGAUCCGUGCUGUGAGGAGUGGACUGGACCGAGUGGUUCUGGAGUUGCUGAGGGCUGGCGUGCCAGUCAACAAUACUGACCACACCGGGAGAUCCGCCCUGCACUGGGCAUGCUCAGUAAAUCACCUCUCAUUGGCUCGGACGCUGAUCCGCUACGGUGCUGCGGUGGAUCUGCAGGAUCACAAGGGUGAGACAGCUCUCUUUCUCUCAGCUCUUCACGGUUGCUACGAGACCGCCAGAUUCCUCCUCCUAAAUGGGGCCAAUCAGGAGCUGACUGACCGCAGAGGGCGAAGGCCCAUAGAUGUGGCCCGGGAGGGAAUGCAUCAUCAGGUGCUUGAGCUCCUAUUGGCCCACAGAGUCCACCACAGUCCGUUUCCUAUGGACCCAGCCACUGAAGUGCUGUGGGAUGACCGUGCUUACCUAUAUUCUCCAUGGGCAGCAUCUCCUCCUUGUCUGCCAGGCAGAAGUGCCUCCUUUUCUGGGGUCAUAGUACCACGAGAGAUGUCUUCACCUCCCCCCAGCGACUGGCAAAUGAGUAGAGGGCAGUGCACCUCACCCCAAAGCUGGCGGCCCACCCCCAACCAGUCGGCCACAGCACUGGUCAGCCCCAGAAUCCUCGGCAGGCCUUCACGACCAAUCAGCACGCUUCAGGAGGUCACUUCAGAAGCGGAAGAAGAAGAAAGGGAAGCAUCACAAGACGUCCCACGGGCCACAACACCCCACUUCCUGUCUCCUCAGCCAGCACCCAGGCAGCGCUCCUUCUCCUGCACUCAGCACGCGCUGCAGCGUCGAUUCAGCGGUAACCAGCCUGAGCAGUCCACCCACAUCCAGCCAGAGAAACAAGCCAAUGAGCAUGUCGAGAUAGUGGUCGUGCCUCAUCCCAAAGCAGGCUCCAGCCAAGCCAAGGGUGAAAGUGCAGUGACGGCAUCCAGCCUGACUCAGACAGACUCUGAGAAAGAUAGCAAGAAGAGCUGUGAGUCAAAAGGCCCAAGUGAGGUGGUCAGUAAUGACCCCAUGUCGGUCCAGACUGUUAUGUGAGACACAGAGAGGGUGGGUCUGUUUGAUUUCAAAAUGUAAAUAUCUGUAUUAAUUGCUAUAAAUACAUAUUGAGGCUAUGAACUCAAAACAGUAACUUAAAGCUGCACUAUGUAAGAUUUGUAGCAUUACUGAAUCAGGAGGACAAAAAAAACUUUUGAAAAAGUUUUUUUCUGAUACUUUUUCAAACCACGAACUUUUCGACAUGCACACAGGCUCAAAAAGAAGGUCCAGCUGGAUGUUAUGUCUCAGAUACAAAAUUAACAGUAUCCUGAUGAAGAUAUGAUGACAAUAGUAGAUAAUUCACUCUCAUCCUCAGAGGACAAGUUAUGACUGUGUUCUCUAUAAGUGUGUAUGCAAUCAUCAGAUUCAUCCACUCAGGGAAGGGGUCCAAAGCACAACACACAUUACAAAAUGUUCUACUGCAUGUUGCAUGCAGUUACACAUUUCCACCAGGGAGGUCUCCAAAUACCCAAAAUUACAUAGUGCAGCUUUAAUUUUUUUCACCAUUUGAAGGCAACAGUUCUUUACACUGUGUGAACGUUUUAUAAUGUAUAAAAUGUACACACAAUGCAAAGCUUGGAAUUACUUGGAAUAAAACAUCUUUACAUUAACAUACAAUAAAGUCAAUAAAGGUCCACCUACAUAAGGCAUGUCAAACUGGGGACCUUUCGGGCCAAAGUGCUGCAGAGAUUAGCAGUUACCCUCAUCUAACACUCUGAAUUCAGUUCAUGAAGGUCUUCCUAAUUAGCUGAUGAGCUGAAACAGGUGUGUUUUAUGAGGCAGUGUACUGAAGUCUGCAGUGUUUUGGCCCACAAGGACUGGAGCUUGACGUAUGAUCUACAUCAUAAGUCCUCUAUAAUGGGGUGGCUGUUAGUCUUGUGGUUGGUGAGGUGAACCAGUGACCAGAAGGUUGCGAGUUCAUAAUCCCAGACGUAGUCGUGUCCUUGGGCAAUGCACCUAAACCCCGACUACCCCAGGUGGCACUGCUCUGCUGCCGAUACUGUGCUGCAUCCAGACUGGGCAUAGUUAGGUAACAAAUUUCCCAUCAAUAAAGUAAAUAACAACAUAUGUGUACAAUUACAGACUGUAGCCCUUCUGAUAAUCAGCUGUUUGACUACCAACUUAUUAAACAGGAAUUGUUUGCGCUCCUGCUUGAUUGGCUCGAUCAGAUGCAUUUGUUGGGUAAGAAAGCAGCAAGAUCCUGGUUGAAAUUAAACUCUGCAUGAAAGUAGAUCUCCAGGGGAAAGGUUGGUGACCAGUUGGCUACUAUCCACAUUUUGGGGACAUCUACAAUGUACAGACCUGAAGGACAAGAAACUGCAAGAUUCUUCGGCGUCAAUGCAUUUUGAGUCACAUCUAAAUAUCUUCCUUACCCCAUGCUGGACAGACAGCUAUAAAGAAAACCCUCCACUGAUUGGUGUUCAUUUGUAUCUCAAGGAAUUUUGGGCACUGUGUCCACAUCGUUAUGGUCCUCACCAAAGCCACAGUUAGGGUGCACAAAGGGAGCGUGCCACAAUGAGAGGGGACACCCUGCAGCUUCACGAUCAUGGGUGCAUGCACAUUUGUGAACUGCAGGACCACGAGGGUGUCACUUUGGCUUAAGAACCUUGUAUUCCCAACACUCAUGUCCAAAUUCCUUUCAUCUGUAACCCCCUACCUGAGCAUCUGACCCACCGACCAAUGUGUGUUCAUACUGCCCUCUAGUGCACAGGUCCAGACCUUGAAUACAGUUUCCAGUCCAGGAUAUUGUAAUCACUGGUAGGUAUGACGCUAGGUGGUCAAUCAGUUACAUCAGUUUAGUUAACUACGAGUAAAUACACCAAAAACUGGAACGUCCUGAAAGUUGCUGCUCUAGUGUUUUAAAAUAUGUCCCAGGUAAACCCAAACAUAAAGUCAUAAGCAAAAGUUUUGGCACUCCUGGUCGAAGUACGUUUUUUGAUUUGCUAAGCGAAAAGUAAACAUUUCGUCCACAGAGAACACACUUCUGCACAUUUUGCUGCACAAUUACUUGUUUAUUUGCUGAAUUUUAACACAUUUGGAAAAACAUACAAUAUGGUAAUGUUUCCAUUAGGUUAAAAUCAGCAAAUAAGUAAAAGCUGUCCACUAAAAUUUGAAAAUAUGCCACAUUUAGGUUUGUUGCCUGUAGAGGAUAUACUUAUUUUUGCUUGGAAAAUUAACAAAACGUAAUUUGACUGCAGUGUCCAAACUCUGGCACGACUGUACAUCGUAUUAUGGCUCGUACAUGCCUAAUCUCCCUGUACACCUGCAAGGUGGAGCUACAAGGGAGAGGAUUCUAACAAAGUGACCAGUGUUGUAUGUAUGAACAUUUCAAAUGUGAACCUAUGCAAGACACCAAUAUGACAGUCCUACAAUACAAAUAAAUGACUAAAUAAAUACACAAACAAAAAAAAGAGUGGAGAACUGUUAUGUGUAUGUUUCACCAACCAGAUAUCUGUAAUAUGCUGAUAAUGCCACUUCGCAUGCAUGGGACAACUUUGUAUACGGUCAUAUGCACAAGUUUGGUUCCCCCUUUCAAACAUUUUGUUUAUUUUCUUAAGUGAAAGGAAGCACACAUGCUCUAUAAUUUAAUAUUUUGGGGGAAAAAUAAUAAAAUUGUGGCCUGUGCAAAAGCUAUGGCACAUUUUAGGUUUUAUUUUUCCAAUAUACGUCAUUUGACCAGGCAUGUUCAAACUUUUGCACACUCUGGAAUGAAAGGCCUUCUCCCAGAGAUACUGAAUGUGUAACACAGACAGUCUUUAUUGUAAAAGAGGUAGAGAAUACAGGUGUUUCACUGUACAGAGAAAGACAGCACUGUUGAUAUACGCAUUCAAACCGUAAAUAAAGACCAAGCAAACACACCCCAUUCAUAUAAUAGAUACACACAGUAAAAAAGAGAAAUACACACACACAAAAAAGAAACAAAACAAAACAAACAAUCUUUGGAUUAUUCUCUAUUGCCCCCUUUACCCAUGCCAAUUCACCUCUAUCUGAGCUUUAAAGAAACAAUAUAGAUUAGAAUAGCAGUGAUAACAAUAACAAUAGUACUAUAGUCAUAAAGAAAGCAGUCUUAAUGCAGUUUAAAAAGUUCCCUCUUCAGAACCCAAAUAUUGCAGUAACAUGUAGUGGAAGUAGUGAAGUGAUGAAAAAUGAACUGAAAACUAAACUGAAAAAAAAAAAAAA